Messenger RNA from Bicyclus anynana (squinting bush brown), 5961 nucleotides. RefSeq lists its product as uncharacterized. The transcript is spliced from 5 exons. The record is from RefSeq and is a predicted model, not a curated record. Gene Ontology annotation, molecular function: DNA binding. The coding region runs from base 985 to 2034 and encodes 349 amino acids. Lineage: Eukaryota; Metazoa; Arthropoda; Insecta; Lepidoptera; Nymphalidae.
AGUUUAAAGUUAUCAAUUGUUUGGAGCACGGUAAGUAACUCCUAAAUUCUACCAUAAAUGCGAACACGAUAGAUUCUAUUAUAUGUAUUUUGGAUUGCAUAUAGUUAACACUCUUUAUGAGAAAAAGUACUUAAAUAGGUUAUUUGAAUAUAAUUAAUAAUACAAGCAUUGGAAGAUAGUUUUUAUUUAAAGUUUUUAACCAACAACACAAAUGGUUAAAGAAGUAAUCAACAUGUCAAAUCAAAACAACAAAAAAAUUGCAAACUGCUUUUGUUGUUUUUCUUGGUUCACUUGUCCAUUGUUGUCAUUUUGACAAUGACAAGUUGCGCUAAAAAGAACGUUCAGGAAUUAAAAUUAAACUCAGGUAUUUAUGAUAAUAUAAAAGAUAUCAAAGCAUUGUGCAAUUGUGUAUUAAGCUGAGGUGUCAAAUUUUAAUUAAGACCUUUUUUGGCAGACUUAAUAAAUUAUAUAUUUUUUUUAUCAUUUGCAAUUGGACGUUACGUUAUUAGACUGUAUCGAGUGUCUGUCUAUUGUUUUUGAUGCUGUCAAAAUGUCACUUUGACAUUUGACAUGUUGCAAUUUUGGGAUCAAAACCAAAUGCAAUCCAAGUUUUGUUUAUUAUUUUAAUUUAACCACAAAGCAUUUACUUAUUAAUUGAAACUUACUAAAUAUUUCUACUUACAUAGUGUAUUUAUUGAUUUAGUUUUUCCACCGUAGGAUCUAAUAUAAAAAUUCUGCGUUAGGUUGUCUGCCCAAUAUUAUGAUCAUGUAUUUUUGUUUUGAAAAAGAUUUUUGUCGUUUGAUUCUCACAUUUGUAUGUCAAGUCUUCUUUUUAGCUAGAGUUCCAGAGUUAACAAAUCAAUGGGUUGGAUUAAAAAGUUGAUACUUAAACGAAAUAAUAUCCACAUUUCGAAAGUACUAGGUAUUACAAUGACUAAAAGUGUCAACAUAGAGAGCAUUUUUUUCAUUUUGUGGUUUUGAAAUAUGUUAAUUCAAGGAAAAGAACAAUCUAAUAAUGGUCUACCAGAAUGGGUACUGAUAUACUUUUUGAAAGUCAGUAACAAUGAAUAUAGAUGUAAUAUAUGUGAAGAUGCCAUUAAAACAGAUGUCAACGCUACCGAACAUCUGCAGCACAUUAAAAAUGUACAUAAAGAGAUAUAUGAUCUCCAUAAAGACUGGCGGAAGGAAGACCAGGAUGCGGCAGUGGGAUUUCAAAUAGAAUUCUUAGAUUUGAAUGAAAAGGAUAACCCAAAGCAGCCUGUGAUGGUGGAACAGUUUUGUGAGGUUUCGAGCGAUAUUAUCAAAGUUGAACAGAAAACAAACGCAGAUUAUAACAUAAUGCUGGUGCCUUCCAAGAAAAAGAACAAAAUAAGCUGUGAAUUUAGUAGAAAAAGAAGUUGGGUGUGGAAGUAUUUUGACAAAUUAACCAAUAUUAUUUACCGAUGCAACCUUUGCAAUGUUGUAUUGUCUAUAAAGGGGUGCAAUACCAAUAACAUGAACCGUCAUGUCCGUACGAGGCACCCAAGCAUAUACAAAGCAGAAAUUGAAACUAAACAUGAUGAUAGUAUAAAAUCUGACAUUGAAAUCAUGGACCCAAAGGAUAUGGAUUGGACAAUGAAAAAGGAUGACAAUGAGGAUAACACCAUAAGGGAUGAUACACUAAGUCUAAUGAAACAGCAGCGCCGCAGCUGGAUCUGGUCGUACUUCAAGCACGUGUCGGGCACGCUGGCACAGUGCCGGCUGUGCCGUCGCAACAUCUGCCACGGCGGCAACGCCACCGGCAACAUGAACCGACACCUCAAGAUGGUGCACAACAAAACUUCUGUCGCCGAUGAUCACAAAUGGAUAUGGAAGGUGUUCGAGCGGGAGUCGGACCAAAUCGCCUGCAAGAUAUGCACGUUCAAGUGCAUCAAAUUCGACGACAUUGAAAACAGCGUCAAAUGCAUACUGCACCACCUCAAGACGGAGCACGGCGUCGUCUCCAGCGACCAAAUCAUUACUGAAACAGAAUACGAGAUAGAAAACAUUGCAUGAAGUUAGCGCUGAUUCACAUGGCAUUGUCCUAAUCCGUUUUUCUAACGUACGCAAAUAAAUAGUGUCAUAUACGAUGUACAUAGAAUCGUUUACAAUACGGAAAAUCGCCAAUUUUAUACAGUUGUACGUUGAUAAAACAUGCCAGACAUUGCCUUGUGAACGUAGUGUAGGUUUUACUUCAAUGAAUGCUAUAGUUUAUAACGCACUAGCGGCAAACCGCAAGGGUUGACUAACCGCGCGGCUAGCCGCAUUUUAAUAUGAAAUUUUGAGUCCAUUCAGUCGCAAAUGAUUCCAUAUUGAACUAGAAAAGUGACUAGCCGUGCGAUUAACCUCUAGUGCGAUAUAGCCCUAGGGCUUCGGUCAAAUCACGGCAUCCAGCUUGCAUCCGCGGUGGCGAGCACAGUGGCAAUCAGGAUGGGAAGCAUAUAUAUUAUAAUCAGUAUAUAUUACAAUCAGUGCUUCCCACUGUAUUGGGAGCACCCCAAGUAGGUACUUGGACGUACUUGGGGUGCUCAUAAUCCUGAUUUUUAUUUUUAAAUUAAAUUAGGCAUUAAAGGAGCAGGGUGGUGGGUCUAAGCUCCAAACAAUGAUAAAUUGUUUGCAACUUUUUUUUUUUUAAAUUUAGACAUCGAAAAAUGACUCACUUGACUACAAUGAAACAUUUGUCAAUAUAAAUGUUAUUUGAUGUUAAGUCAUCACAUGCAAUGUUCUAGAUAUUAUCUUUCGUGUGGCGUUGUUAAAUAACAAAUGGAUCAGUACGUAUGUUUCUUAACAGGAGGUAAUCUAAUCUUUAAACGAAGUAAUAUAAGAUCCAUAUACGUUUGACGCGAGGAAAUGUUGUAGAUGACCUGUGUACCUAGUGGGAGUUUUGAAUAUUUUCAUACUGUUACUAUCGCGUUGACGUAAACGCGAAUUUAUAUGGAAUUGAAACGGUUGUGCAGUAGUGCCACGAGAUGGCGCUGUUUCAAUUCCUUAGAAAUUCGCGUUUACGUUAACGCGAUAGUAACAGUAUCAAACUGCCACUAGGCCCUCAGUACCAAGUAAUUGGUGAAACUAUCACGAAGUUUUUGAGUAACCAAUUCGAUGUAAGUAAACAUAGUGAAAAUUGUUUGUAAAUACAGGUGUUUAUUUGUACAUAAGUACAUCAAAAUUCGCACCAAUAUUUUCUUGAUUAAAAUAUAUAAGCUAUUAAGUUUGGAGUUAUGUGGUGGAUAUGCGUGGAUGGGUAUUACUUAUUAGUACAGUUAUUUGGUGCAAAAAAAUUACCUUUUGAAAGUUUUCCGAAAGUUUUGAAAAUUGUUAAUGUUAUAGAUUUCAUUAUGCUCUUUGCGAAUUCCAACUUUGCCACCUCGUAUCUUUGACGCUCGCGCCGCUAUAUUGGAAAAAUGGCAACUAAAACGGUUUUUUGACAAUAUCUCCUUUCCGACUCAUUUAACGAUCAAAAUAGUGGUAUAAUAAAUUAAACUAGAGAAAAUUUCCUAUAAUUAAUGUAAUAACCUUUUUUUUUUGUCAAAACAAGCGGCAAAGAUAAAAAAUUAGGUGGUAAAGUUGAAAUUCGCAAAUCACAUCUAAAUCAAAAAUUAGCACAUGAGAUGAAACCUAUGAGAUUACCAAUUUUCAAAACUCCCGGAAAACAUUCCAGGUAAAAUUACCAAAUUUGAUUGGAUUAUCAGUGGAAUUCGUAGUCGUUGUAGAGGCACCCCCAAGGGUUCAUUCAGCCGCUGAGAGUCAAAUUUAACCUCUAUUUGUUUGAGAAUUUGACACUCAGCGGGUGAAUAAUCCACUGGAGGUGCCCCUACAACGUCUAUGAAUUCCUCUGUAUAUGUGCAUGGACGUAUUUUCUUUUUUUUCUUAUUUACCAGUUUUAUGUCUACCUAAAUAAUGUGGUAUCAAUUGGUUAGUUAAAUGUAAAUGUUAGAUUUAAUUAUUAUUAUUUUAUUUUUCAAUAUUGAUUUAAGAUGUGUAAAUUGUAUAGUUUUUGUGCAAUAAAAGGUAUUAGUUGUAAUCAAUUUCUCAAUUAUCUUAUAAUGUGCGUGCACGCGAGCUACGUUUUAUUUAUCUCCUUAGGCUGCGACCAGAGUAACGAUUCACCGCGUAUUUGGAUUCUGCGACGGACGAAACACAUAAUCGACAAGUUUCAAUUUAUCCUGAGUGCGAGCGGGUAUAGAGUCGACAAGCAUUGUACGAUGAUCUUGUGAUAGAGGAAACACCUUGAACUUGGACUUGUGACCUCAGGUGUAGGUUUAAAGCUUUCAGAAUGCAUUACCGCUCACUUUUACUGUUCGAAAUGUUCUUCAUGCCCGUACUAAAUAAUCCUACUAAUAUUAUAAACGCGAAAGUUUGUAUGGAUGUAUGUUUGUUUGGAGGCUUGUCACUCUUUAACGCCGCUACUACUAAAACGAUUUGGCUGAAAUUUGGAAUGGAUAUUACUCUGGAUUAACUUUUCUACUUUUCCAUCCAUCCAUGGUUCCCGCGGGAUUUGUGAAAAACUGACGAAGUCGCGGUCGUCCGCUAGUUUAUGAAUAAGUAUGGGUAACAUUACCAAACAUCAUUGCACAAAAUCACUGACAAGUCAAAACAGCACGACGGUGUGAAUGCUGUUCAAAGAACUAAACCCAAGUCACCAAUCACUUUUUGACGUUAAUUACAAUAGUAGUUUGUACGCCGCGAUUCCACAAACGCGAUGAGUUGACAUUCAGGACGCAGCCUUACGAUAGCUAUCAAGAUUGAUAUCACAAAUCACGUCAGAUUUAUUGGUGUAAUUGUUAGGUAUACUCAUAGAUAUUUUAUUUGCGAAAUAACGUUUGGCUUUGGUUGUAUAAUGUGGCGCAGGUGCGUUUGUGUGAGAAUCUGAAGGAGCGUCAGAAAAACAGAAAUAUGUUUAGAAAUUAUCAACUGUCUGUGAGUGGUUGCUAGGCAAUAUUGUUUGUAAAAGCGACUCAAAUAAAAACAACGCUGUUGUGCUGGCGUUAGUUUUGUUUACACACACAAAGGCAUUUAUGCUUUCUACUUCUGCGUACAAAGCCAAACCGACUUCCAGCUGGCCUAUUCACUAACUUUGAGUUACUUUAGUACCUACACGAUCACAUUGUACGAUCACUGCAAAGAAUAAAAAUGUUUUUUUUUUUGUGUCGAGUCGAGCCGUCAUGCACACUGCGACCAACACACGAUCAGUUCAAGCCGUUAGCGCUGCAAGAUCGUGAGAAUAAUUGAUGGUCAAUGGCUGACAUUAGUGAUUCUCAAUUCACGUGAUUUCGUAUUCACUAUUAUUUUAUUUCUAACUGAUCAAAAUUACUUACCAGUGUGUUUCAUAUUGUGAUUUUCGUAAUCAAUGGGCUUUACAGAAUACUUACAAUGUGGUUGUUAUUGAUUGACGUUAAUUAGUUAGGUGGCUAAUAGACCAACGUUAGUGAAUAGGCCGAGACACUAUAUGUAUACUACAGCCUUUCUUGAUGAGUACUGUUUACCAACAAAUAAAUUAGAAAUGAAGGUAGAAAACGCAUGUCAUUUCAUAACUUAUUUAUUUUAAAUUAAUUAUAGUUUGUUUAUAAAAUGUUAUAUAAAAUAUAUUAACCGUAUUUUAUUGUUCUAAGCUUAUUAAUCAUUAAAAAAUUUUCAUUAAUUUAAGAACAAGUUAAUUAUAAUGUUUAUUAGGUGUGAAAUGACUAGUGAUUUAUACCCUCAGUUUUAAUUUGUUUGUUGAUAAACAGUACUCAUCAAGAAAGGCUAUGGUAUAGAUACUACAUCCAGCUACAAUUUGAAUACGAUUUGAAUGUUGUUAAAUCAGGGCUUUGUCAAGUCGCUCGUGUGCCUAUGCCCUUAUUUAAUGUUUAAUUUUAAUUACUUGUUUUGUGUUAUGUAUAUAUAAUACUAUAAUAAGAGGGAAUGUAUGUAGAUAACUUGAGUUAAAUAAAUUCUUGUUUAAAG